This is a messenger RNA of Cryphonectria parasitica EP155, 7971 nucleotides long. RefSeq lists its product as uncharacterized. NCBI's taxonomy places the organism in Eukaryota, Fungi, Ascomycota, Sordariomycetes, Diaporthales, Cryphonectriaceae. The transcript has 15 exons. The coding region runs from base 1 to 7971 and encodes 2656 amino acids. Gene Ontology annotation, biological process: secondary metabolite biosynthetic process; fatty acid biosynthetic process. The record is from RefSeq and is a predicted model, not a curated record. Gene Ontology annotation, molecular function: oxidoreductase activity; fatty acid synthase activity; phosphopantetheine binding.
AUGUCAGAACCCAUUGCUAUUAUUGGCAUGGCUUGCCGGUUCGCCGGCGGCGUGGAUACGCCAGAAGCAUUAUGGAGGAUGUGUGCUGAAGGGCGGAGCGCGUGGAGCGAAAUUCCGCCGUCCAGGUUCAACGCUGCGGCGGCGUACCACCCAAAUCCCCAGAAGGUUAACACGCACAAUGCUCGUGGGGCUCAUUUCCUGUCUGAGGAUCCUGCUCUUUUCGAUGCCAACUUCUUCAACCUGACGUCUGAGAUGGCAGUGGCCAUUGAUCCUCAGAUCCGACUGCAGCUUGAGUCCGUAUUCGAGGCACUCGAGAGCGCUGGUCUCAGGCUUGGAGACGUUGCCGGGUCCAACACAUCGGUGUUUGCCGGUGUAUUCUUCCACGACUACGCCGAGAGCCACCUGCGCGACCCAGAGAGCCUCCCUCGGUACUCUGCCCUCGGCUCGAGCUCUGCUCUGGCAGCAAACCGCGUCUCCCACUUCUUUGACCUCCGGGGUCCGAGCAUGACCAUAGACACGGCGUGCUCGACCACCCUCAUAGCACUGCACCAGGCAUGCCAGAGCCUGCGGACGGGAGAAUCUGACAUGGCCGUGGUGGGGGGGUCGAACCUGAUCCUGGAUCCUGGCGCAUUCAUUGUCCUCUCUUCUUUGACCCUCCUGUCACCUGAUGGCAAGUCUCACGCUUUUGAUAGCCGGGCUAACGGAUACGGCCGCGGCGAGGGCUCGGCGACGGUGCUGCUGAAGAGGCUAAGCGACGCUCUGCGUGAUGGUGAUCCAGUGCGCGGCGUCAUCCGUGGGACGGCGGCCAACUGCGACGGGCGGACAGGAACCAUCACGACACCCAGCGGCGAGGCGCAGGAGGCGCUGGUCCGAGAGUGCUACCGCCGGGCAGGGCUCGACCCCUUGGGAACCACCUAUUUCGAGGCCCACGGGACCGGGACGCCGGUUGGCGACCCCAUCGAGGUUAGUUCCAUCGCUGCCGUGUUCCAGGAGACCGGCCGUCGGGCAGGCGGUGGUGUGCCCCUGCGCAUCGGCUCGGUCAAGACCAACAUCGGCCAUACAGAGACGUGCAGCGGCCUGGCGAGCGUCAUCAAGGUCUCCCUGGCCCUGGAGAAGGGGAUGAUUCCCCCUAGUAUCAACUAUGACAGCGUGAACCCGGCCAUCAACCUCGAGGCGUGGCAUCUCAAGGUUCUAACAGCGCUGGAGCCCUGGCCUGAGGUCGACGGUGUCCGCCGGGCCUCGAUCAAUAGUUUUGGGUACGGCGGCGCCAACGCACAUGCCAUCCUGGAGAGCUACUCUUCCUUCUCGGCCUCGACGGGUGUUGGGCCCUUGGUUGAGCAGCCUGUGACAACAACAUCAAUAAAAGCAACAAGAACGAGAAGACCACGCGUCUUUGUGCUCAGCGCCAGGGACGAAGAGGCCACCGAGGCGGCGGUCGCCAACCUGAAGAGGUACCUCACCGACGCGGCUGAGGGAUGCUGCGGGGAGGACCGAGAACAGCAGCUGCUAGAUGACCUCGCCCUGACCCUUGGCCAGUGCCGGAGCAGAUUCCCCUGCGUCUCUGCCACGCCGGCCCACGAUAUCGCAGGUCUCACGGCGGCACUCGGUUCGGCAGGGAUGAAGGCGACCAGGCCGCAAGCUGAGAGGCCGAGGCUGGGCUUCGUCUUCACGGGUCAGGGUGCCCAGUGGUGGGCCAUGGGCAGAGAGCUGAUUGGCAUCUACCCGGUCUUCAGGGACUCCCUGGCCGAGUCUGAAGGCAUGUUGCAACGCUUUGGGUGGAGCUGGUCCCUCAUGGGCAACGAGCUGACAUGUCCUACAGACGAGCUGACGAGCACUGCCGAGGCGUCCAGGCUGGACAGCCCGGAUGUGAGCAUGCCGGCGUGCGUGGCGCUCCAGAUCGCGCUGGUGGAGCUGCUCUCGGCCUGGGGCAUCGAGCCCUCGGCCAUCACCAGCCACAGCAGCGGCGAGAUCGCCUCGGCGUUUUCAGCAGGCGUCCUGAGCAAGAGGAGUGCUAUCGGGAUCGCGUAUGCGCGGGGCCAGCUCGUGCCAGAGUCCGAAGGAGGUAUGAUUGCGGUCGGGCUCGGUCACGAGGCAUGCAGCGAUUACAUCGCCAGGGUGUCGUCGAGGGGAAAGCUGGUCGUGGCGUGCAUCAACAGCCCGACGAGCACGACCCUCUCUGGUGACGUACCGGCCGUCGUCGAGGUCCAGCGUCUGCUCGAGGCUGACGGGGUGUUUUCCAGGCGGCUGCGGGUGCGCACAGCCUACCACUCCCACCACAUCUCGCCCCUCACCUCGGCAGCGUACCAGAGGUGGAUCAGCGACAACGUCGAUCUCAGCGUGCCAGCGCAUCUCGGUGGAGAGACAACCACUCUGCCCCUAAUCUUUGCCUCGCCCACGGUUGGCCGGCGCAUCACAUCGGCCGGGGAGCUGCUGGAUGCCGGCCACUGGUCCAGGAGCCUGUCAGAUCCCGUUCAGUUCGUGGGUGCGCUGUCUGCCCUGUGCAGGCCUGAUGACGUGCAGCCCUCUUCUUCGUCGCCAUCAUCAUCAUCAUCAUCAUCAUCAUCAUCAUCGUCUCCGCUGGCUGUUGACUUUAUUAUCGAGAUCGGCCCUCACUCGUCCCUGGGAGGGCCGAUCCGGGAGAUCACAUCAUGGCUCCUCGCCGGCUCUGCUCUUGACAACAAGAACAAUCAAAAUACAGCAGGACAACAACAUAGACCUGGAUACGGCUCGUGUCUUGUCCGUGGCGUGGAUGCGACGGCCACCAUGCACGACCUUGUGUGCCAGCUGCUCAGGCACGGCUGCGACGUCGACUUGGCCGCCAUCAACUUUCCUCACAGCAUGGGCCGCGGUGCAGCACGGGUCCUCACAGACCUGCCUCAUUAUCCCUGGAACCACCAGGUGCGCUACUGGUACGAACCCCGCCAGAGCAGAGCCUACAAGCGGCGGAGGGAGGCCCCUCAUGACCUUGUGGGCUCUCUCGACCCGGCGUGCAACCCAAGCAGGCCUGUCUGGCGCAACAUAAUAAGGGAGGCAGACGUACCAUGGGUGAGAGACCACACGAUCCAGUCCAACAUGGUGUAUCCUGGUGCCGGCAUGCUGUGCAUGGUGAUCGAGGCAGCCGUACAGGCAUACGGCGGCACAAGGCAAGAUGCCAUCGAGGGCAUACACCUCCGUGAUGUCGAGAUCCCACAGGCGCUCUUCAUUCCCGACACACCGACGGGCAUCGAGGUGACGGUGGAGUUCCGUCUGUGCAGCGACAAGGCCAUCUAUUCCAGCGGCUGGGCCGAAUUCGUUAUCCAGUCGGUCACGGCUGACAACGUCUGGACAGAAGUCUGCCACGGCCUCGUCAGGGUGAUUCAACAACCGCCCUGGGCAGCUGCUGGUGAUGUCCUUAGGGGCCAACCCGAGAACCACGAGGCGUACCACGUCAGGAUCUUUCCAGAGGACGUGUACAACAACCUGCGGACUCUGGGCAUCUUCCACGGGCCCAGCUUCCAGAACCUCAGGUCCAUCCGGGCGCGGUCCCUCGCGUCUGUGUCCACCCUGACCAUCCCUGACAUGGCAUCCGUCAUGCCCCAAGGCCACCAGCACAGGCACGUCAUCCACCCGGCGACCCUGGACACGGUGAUCCAGAGCACCUACUGUGCGCUUCCCGAGUCCCAGGCCGGCGGCCUCGAGCAGGCCCUCGUGCCCACAUCGGUCAGGUCCCUGUGGGUCAGGUGCGGCCUCGCAAGCCGCCCAGGACACGCCUUUGAUUCCUAUGCUUCCGUCUCGCACAGGACGGCGGACCACGUCCAGUUCUCAGUCGCUGUCCUCGACCAGGCCACCAGAGAACCCGUGGUAGGCAUCGAGGGGCUCACCAUGCAGUCGCUUGGGGGCACGUUUGCGCAUGACUUGACCGGGCUGGGCGCAUACAGGGACGACAAGGUGUCGCUGGCCUUGUGGGUGCCAGAUAUCACCUCUGCACCGCUCUGCAGCGGCCUGGAGCACGAGCUCGAGCACACCAUGCCCGAGGGGGAGGCAGAGGCCAUGGUGAGCCUGCGUCGUGUCUGCGUAUACUUUGUCCGCCAAGCCCUGCGCUCCCUGGCCGACGCAGAGGUGGCUAGUCUCGAGCGGCGUUUCCAGCGGUACCACAGCUGGAUGAGGACCCUGGACGGGCUUGCUCGGGAUGACAAGCUCGCUCCAGACAGCUCAGCAUGGGCCCAGGAUGAUCAUGAUCCCAGGUCUGUCAGACGGCUCCUGGCCCGGGUUAAGGCUUCGAGUGUCAACGGCGAGAUGGUGUGCCGGCUGGGGCCUUCGAUUGCCUCCAUCUUGCGGCGCCACAAGACCCCAGAGCAGCUCAUGCUGGCAGAUGCCCUUCUCAGCCGCUACCGCGCCGACGCCGUCAAGGCCCACCGCUCCCGUGAGGCGCUCGCCGCCCUGGUGAGCCAUACGGUGCGCAGGUUCCCGAGGGCGAGGAUACUAGAUAUCGGGAGCCAAGGGCUGCUGCAACAGGACCGAGGCGCUCUCAGCCGUCAGGUGCUCGGCGUGAUCGGGUCUGACAGCUCUGGAUGGGGCCCUCUUGCCGCGUGCUAUGACGUGGGGCUCUCGAGUGAGGACAUGGAGUCGUCUUCCCAGCUGGACGCGCUCAGGAGCCAGCUAGGGCCAUGGAGUAGCCUGGUUCAGUACAGACAGCUCGACCUGGGGCGGGAUACAACAGAGCACGAGGACCACCCCGAGGCGGCGUCCUACGACCUGGUGGUGGCAUCUCACGUUCUGCGAGGCUCUAGAAACCUUGGAGCCGUCCUGAGGACGGUUCGGCGGCUGCUGAGGCCGAGAGGUAUGGUUUUCUUUCUUGAGGCCGCGCGGGACCAGGUUGACACGUCCUUUGUGUGGGGGCUGUCGCAGGACGAGUGGUGGCGAGUCGAUACCACAGACGCCCAUCCCGACGUCUCUUUGCUCACAAGGUCCGCGUGGGACCACAUCCUUCAGGACGCCGGCUUCAGCGGAGCCGACCUGGAAGUCCGUGACUGCGUGGAGGAGGAGUUUUGCGCAUAUAGCACCAUAGUGACAACUGUCACGGCCCCAGCCAUGCUAAUAGUGACGGCUGAUGACGCAGAGCUGAACCCUCCUGAGAGCUGGAUGCACGCUCUCGUCGCCGAGGUGGCCUGCAGCACACGCAGGGCGCCUACCACCGCGGGUCUGACUACGGCCGACCCGCAGGACAAGCUGUGUGUGUAUGUUGGCGACCUGGCCGGCCGGUCCGUGCUCGAGGCGCCCACCGGUCCGGAGCUGGAUGCCAUCAGGCGCCUCUGUGCCCUCUCCAGGGGUCUGGUCUGGGUGACCAGGGGAGCGUGCAUGGGGUCUGAGCUGCUGGGCGGCGCCUCCAUGGUAACGGGGCUGCUGCGGUCUGCGAGGAUGGAAUACGGCGCCAAGGGUCUCUUCAGCCUGGACCUGGACCCAAGCACCGCCGAGACGUGGCUGCAGAGCACGGCCCAGCUCCUCUGCCAGUUCCUUACGGCUACGCUGGUCGCGACGGAACCAACAGCCACGAUGACGACGACGACGACGACGACGACGACGGGCGAGGGGCAAGGCCGAGAUUUUGAGUUUUGCGAACGACAUGGCGUGAUUCAUGUCUUGCGCUAUCUCAAGGACAUCGAUAAGAACCACUUUCUCUCCUCCUCCUCCUCCUCCUCCUCCUCCUCCUCCUCCUCCUCCUCCUCCUCAUCAUCAUCAUUAAUACAAAGGCCGAACGGGGAGCCCUUUCGUCAGCGAGGUCGCGUGCUGCGCCUUCAUGUCGGUGUGCCUGGCCUCCUAGACACCAUGUCGUUCAGGGACGAUGUCGACUUCGACUUCAACUCUGGCCAGGACGACGGUGGCGGCAGCAUGGAUCCCGACCACCUUGAGGUCGAGCCGCACGCCUUUGGGGUCAACUUCCGCGACGUCAUGGUGGCCAUGGGCCAGCUAGGCGCUUACACCGCCAUGGGCUUCGAGUGCGCCGGUGUGGUCACCAGGGUUGGCGUCCGUGCUGCCUCAGAGGGCGGCUUUGCGCCUGGGGACCGCGUCGCGACGCUCCUGGUGGGGUGCAGCUACGCCAGCCGCGUGCGCACCUCUUACACCAACGCCGCGCACAUUCCCGACCACCUCAGCUUCACUACGGCCGCCUCAUUCCCCGUCGUCUUCUGCACUGCUAUCAUCGCCCUGGUCGACAAGGCGGGCCUGCAGAGGGGCGAGCGUGUUCUUAUUCAUGCUGCAGCAGGCGGCGUUGGCCAGGCUGCCAUCAUUCUGGCCAGGUCUCUCGGCGCUGACAUCUUUGCCACAGUUGGCACGUCUGAGAAGAGAGCUCUGCUAGUCGAGCGAUAUGGGAUCCCCGACGACCAUAUCUUCUCCAGUCGUGACACCUCGUUUGGGCCUGGCAUCCAGACUGCUACCCAAGGCCAGGGCGUGGAUGUGGUCCUGAACUCGCUCUCGGGCCUGCUCCUUCACGAGAGCCUCGGCUGUCUGAGCCGCUUUGGCCGUUUUAUUGAGAUCGGCAAGCGUGAUCUGGUGCGCAACAGCAGCAUCGAGCUGGCUGCCUUUGAUCGCUGCAUCACCUUCCUCCACAUCGACGUACUCCAGCUCUGCCUAUUCCAGGGCGCCACCGUGCGCCGCACCAUGCAGACCGUCAUGCAGCUCUUCUGUGACGGCCACAUGUCGGCACUGGCUCCUCCGAUCGUCUACGCUCUAGCUGACCUCGACAAGGCGUUUCGCCUCAUGCAGGCCGGUAAGCACACCGGAAAGAUCGUUGCCUCAGUGAGGAACGACGAACAUGUCAUGGUUCAGCCUCGUGCGCCGGCCGCUGUCAGGCUUCGCCCGGAUGCCACCUAUCUGGUCGUCGGCGGCCUGGGAGGGAUUGGGCGGUCCGUCUGCAGGUGGAUGGCCCAGCACGGCGCCAGGAACAUUCUCAUCCUGUCUCGAAAUGCCGGCACAGUUCAUGCGAGAGUGGCAGCUCUCGAGGACGAGAUAGCUGCCCUAGGGGCCAAGGUGAGGGCGUGCAGCUGCGAUGUUGCUGACGCGCGGGAGCUGGACGAGGUGCUGCGCUGCAGGCGAGAGGAUAUGCCCCCGAUUCGUGGGCUUGUGCAUGGUGCCAUGGUACUCCGGGACACCCUCUUGGACCGGAUGACCCUGGAAGACUACCAGGUGGUGACGGCACCCAAGGUGCGAGGCAGUCUGAACCUGCACCGUGCAUUCGAGACUCCUGGAAGUCUUGACUUCUUUAUCCUGCUCUCCUCAGGCGCCGCCGUCGUGGGAAACCUCGGCCAAGCACACUACACCGCCGGCGGGACGUUCCAGGAUGCCCUGGCCGCGCAUCGAAACGCACGCGAGCUCGUGGGCGCCUCGAUCGACGUCGGCCCUGUCCGCUCCGUCGGCUUUGUCUCCGAGAGCAAAACAACAAUCGACUUCCUGCGCGGUCUGGGCUACAGCUUCCUCUCAGAGGCCGACGUGCUCCGGGUCGUGGAGCUUGCCGUGGUAAACCCCCACUGUGGACAGGUUAUUCUGGGGCUGAACACCGGCCCAGGUCCGCAGUGGACCAAGACCAGCAUGGGGUGGGACAUGCGUUUUGCACCGCUUCGGUACCGCGAGGCCGUCUCGGCGCAGACGCUGGCCUCCUCUGGGGACAGGGCGCUGGAGGAUCGAGACAUGGGUAGCAAGAUUGCCCAAGCAGCGAGCUUGGACGCUGCGGCCCAGGUCGUCGUCCGAGGGAUUCGCGAGAAGCUUGUCGAGAUAUUCACGAUGCCCGAGGCCGAGGUGGACGCCAGCAAGAGCCUCGCAUACUAUGGCGUUGACUCCCUGGUGGCCGUUGAGCUGAGAAAUAUCCUGGCUGUCCGCGCAGGCGCCGAGAUCUCCAUCUUUGAUAUCCUACACAACCCGUCACUCGAUGUCCUCGGCCGCCUGGUUGCGUCAAAAAGCCGUCAUCUGAAUGCAUCCCUGCGGCCCAGGGAUGGUUGA